This is a messenger RNA of Schistocerca serialis cubense, 2475 nucleotides long. RefSeq lists its product as uncharacterized. The transcript has 9 exons. Bases 212 to 2368 code for a protein of 718 amino acids. The record is from RefSeq and is a predicted model, not a curated record. NCBI's taxonomy places the organism in Eukaryota, Metazoa, Arthropoda, Insecta, Orthoptera, Acrididae.
ACACCAUUUGUUUUUGUUAUUCUUUGGUGUGCGUAGAGAGAUCUAACUGCCGCGAAAUGCAAAUGUGAGUUAAGGAAACUGUAACAUCCAAUUAAUGAGGGUUAAAGCUCGUAAGUUUCGUAUGGACUGUGUAAACUCGAAUUGAAAUCAAAAUGAUACGCAGCCCAUGAAUAAAUGGUAAUCCGUGGUUUUUGUUUAAACAGGAACAGCAAUGACUAUGAUCUCUUCACUUGCAAUACAUCACCCACUUUUAACCAUACCUGAGGAAGACCAAUCAGCAUGCAGUGAAUGUUCUGUUCCAUCCGACUGUGAUUGUUUUACAGAUGCUCAAAAAUCAAAUGAGAAAAAAAUUACUUAUCAGAACAACAGUAAUAAUGUCAUAGGGGAAAACAAAAGACUUUUGUUGCCUGGUACUAGAAAGACAUUGUCAAACAGAAAAAAUAACAAGUAUGAUGAAACUAAAGAUAGUAUUUUUGCUUGGAGGUUAAUGACCAUUAGAGAAAAAUUAGAGGUUACCCUUUUAAAUGUAUAUCUGUCCAUAAGCAAUAUACCAGAACCAGAUGGACUGCAGGAUUUCAUAAGACGACGUCAAAGAGCAGCGGAGUUUACAUCAAGAUUCUGCAGAAAUUAUCUGUAUCAGUUUCAUCGCCAGGUGCUGGCUCUGCAACAUCGACUAAGGGAGAAGUCUUGCUGUGGUCUUCAUUAUAUUUAUAAAGCAUCAAUGUGCCAGAAACUUUUAAAUGCUUAUGAACUGGCACACCUGGCACUGCAGGCAGUUUUGAACCACAUCCCAACUUCAGUAUUAAUGUGCAUACCAAAGAAACUAAGGGAAUUUUUGAAAUUAAUUAUUGAACUUACUGAAAUUUCCUCAAAAUCAGGCGUGAUAUCUUGUGGAAGUGAAGACUCUGGUGAUGAGAUUGCAAAAUAUUGCAGAGAUUUAUUGAUGCUUAUACCUGACUCAAGUGAAAGUUUAAGCAUGCAGAAUGAAACUGAUAACAGAAUAUAUGAUAAAAAAACAUUUAGGAACUGUGGAAAAUUUCCUUUGGUGAGCAGAUUCUCUAUGUACAAUGAAAACUCAGCCAUGAAAAGAAAGUCCACAGUAAUGAGAUCUGUUUCAAGUACAAAGAAAUCAGAAGCUUCAGGAAGGGAAAGCAAAACUUCAUUGGAAAGUAAUCAGAGCAGUCACAAGAACAGCCAUUUAUCUCGAUUUAAUGAGACAUCAGUGACAAGACCAAAACCCACAAAAAAUUGUACACGGAAGAAGAAAGAGGAGCACAGCAAACUAGUAGGAAGAGUGUCAGAGAAGAAUCAUGUGCAUACUCCUUUCAAUAUGGACAAUGUCACAACAGUAAUUGAAACAAUAUCUUCAGCUAAAAGUGAGGAAAACUUCACAGAUGAGCAUAACCCAGGACUUAAUGAAAAUAUAACCAUAUCUUCAGAACAAAAUACAGAACCAAUAAGUAAUACUGCAACCACAAAUUGUCAAAAUAAACUUAAUAACAAAGUGGAAUUUCAGACAAGGAGUAAUGUGAAGCUGAUAAUUCUCCCUCCAUUUGAAGAAUCAGACAAAAUUUCUGGGGGAAGAACUGAAGGGUAUACACCCUCACAGGCAUCUAGGCAUACAGAAAAAGAGUUUGGGAAUAAUGUUUGCAAUGUUUUGAUUGAUUCAGGGCCUGUCCAAAAUAUUCAAGAUGAUCAGGUGAUGUUUCCAGUUGAGCAUACCCGUCAAUCUCCCAUGAAAGAUUAUUCACAGGAUGUCUCUUUGCCACUGCGAAGUUCAUUUGAACCUUUGCACUUGGAGAAAAUGGUAACAUAUACAAAAGGCUGUAACCAUACACACGAUACUGGACCUAAGCCUUUGAAAGAGACAUUCACUACAGAUGUUACUGAACUGGAAGGAAAGAAAUCUGUUAUGUUAGAUCCACCAGAUAACACAUUAAAUUUGGAGAAAAUGACAACGUACACAAAUGAAAAUGACUCUUAUUUGCUAGGACCAACUACUGUAUCAGGUCAAGGCUCCAGCCCCAAGCAUUUAAACAGUAUGUCCGAACCAGAGACUCAUGCAGAGCAUCAAGGAAAUGGGUCUGAGCCGUCAGACACAAUAAAUAAAAUUAAUACAGAGAUUACUCAAAAUGUAGUGUCACUGAAAAUACCUGCAGCAGAAUUGGAAUGUAUACUGGACCACAAAAGAAGAUUUAUGCAAUAUAUGAACAAUAAUCCUCUCUACAUGAAUUCAGCCAAACCUUGGGUAAUUGUGUCGAGGUUGGCAGAUACUUUGAUUUCUGAUGUAAUGCUUGAAAUUAUGAGUGAAAUUGAACUUGAAACUGAUAAAACGGUAACACAGAUGUUUCAUUUGGAACUCCAGUGAAGCACCCUUUGAUUGUCUGUAAGACCUGAAUUUCAAGGUUUUGUUCUGCCACAGCAUUGCAGUUUUAAUGUGAAUGUCAGUGAUAUAAAGAAAAUAAUUUGAGAGUA